CAUCCUCAUCCUCAUCCUCACCCACAUUCUCACCCGCAACCGCAGUCACAUCUCCAGUCGGUGCAGCAUCUUGGCCAGCAUCAGCCACUGCCCGCCCUGCUCCCUGGCCACCCAGCCAGCACCCACUUCGUGGAGUGCCGGGCAUUACCAGCAAUCAACGAGACAUUUCCGCAAUUUGGCCAGCAUCGUCCGGCUAUUUCGCUGCUCUCCCCCUUGGAUCUUUCACUGCGGGCUGCGGCCAGUGUAGUGCCAAUUACUCCACCAUCGACGCCCUCGCCGCCUCGCAAGCGCCAGAGAUUAAUGUCCGAGGAGAAUUACCUGUGGCGUCCGCACAUGGCGAGUCCUGCCGCUUUAGCUCCAGCUCCAGCUCCAGUUGUUCCAGCCGCAGGACCUUCGAGCCUGGCCAUGCAGCCGAGCUACUUUCACCAGCAUCAUCAUCAGCAGCAGCAGCAACAGCAGCAACAUCAACCACAACAGCAACAUCAUCAGCAAUAUGCCACACGCAGCAGCUUGGAGGGCGCUUCCUUUAAUAAAAGUCAUUUUCACGGGACGAAAAAUAACUUUGAGCAAAUUCCGGCGGGUCAAUCGAGCGUCAGCUCGCCCAUCUACGUGGAAGAUGAGACCAUUGUGCUGACCGAGGACGAGGAUGAAACAGUUGUCAGUUCCCAUGACUACAACGAGUACGCCACGGACACGGAGGAAGUCAACGAGGGCGACGAUGAGACGAAGCAGGUACAAGUCAGCGAUAAUGGCGACGAUGAUGAGGAGGAGGUGUUUGUCGAUGUCCUCGGCAGUGACGACGACGAGGAUGAGGCGGUGGACCCGGUGGCCACAAGAUUGCAGGCCCAACUAAUGGAGACUACCGCCCUGAAACGCAAUGAACUGUUGUAUGAGGAUGAGGAGCUGCACAAACAGGCGGUAAAUGGUUUGGCCAGGCUCUUUGAUAGGGAUUUUCCGGAACCAGAUGUGGAGGUCAGCGAACUGGCGGAUGUCCAGAGCAACAGCGGGAAGACCUACACAGAUCUGAGUGGCGUGGCAACGGUGGAGAGUAGACCCCCAGCUAGUUCCGUCAACCUGGCAACGCUUCCUCCUCCUCCGACUUGUUCUAUCCCUACUACACCUCCACUUCCACUUCCACCUCCACCCAUAUCUCGACCCCACAAGGCCGAACGCAGGAGGUCGAAGCUACGGAAACACAUGGCCAUCGAUGAGGAGACCAUAAGCCCAGUUUCCGGCACCAUCAUUCGCAAGCUGCGCGACGACGAGGAGCUGGUGGUGCGCAAAGGUGACAUUGAUCCGGCUUUCAAUGUGGUCGAAAUCACCGAGGAGGCCAAGGCCAUCCUGGCCAGCAUCGACAACAAGAUUGGCGACUACAUGUGCCAGCUCUGUCGCACCGUCUACGAUGACGCCUUCAUGUUGGCCCAGCACCGCUGUCCCCGCAUCGUCCACAUCGAGUACAAGUGCUCCGAGUGCGAUAAGGUCUUCAAUUGCCCGGCCAACUUGGCCUCCCAUCGCAGAUGGCACAAGCCGAAGGCGGAUGCGGCCGGCUCUAAUCCCGCCAAGAAACGGGUUGUGGAAACGGGCGAUCUGACUCAGGAGGCGACUAGGAGCGGCGAUGAUGCCAGCGAUGGCAUUUAUCCUUGCCACAUAUGCGGAAAGACUUUCCGACGUCAAGCUUACCUGAAGAAACACCAGGCCUCCCAUCAGAUGUUGGAUAAUCUGAAGAACCUGGAUUUCUUCAAGUCCCAGCAGCAGCAGUUGGCCAUCAGUGGCCACCAGUUGCCCGAUCAUGUCCAGCUGCAGCACACAACUGGACAGGCGGUCCCACCCGCCGCUUCCUACGCCUCCCUGCCACGCCCACCGCCUGGCAUGCCCAUCUACCCGCCGCCAAGUGGUAAGACCUAUGCGGGUGGACAACGCUUUCCGGGAUUUCCCUUUCAGUCCUUCGAUCAGCGGCGCUUCUACUCUCUCGGAGAAUUCUACCUAUCGCAGCACUUGGAGCGAUCCUCGGCCUUCCAAUACGUGCAGGCCAAUCACCUGAGACAACUGUCGAAUGUGGCCCAAACUUUGAUGCCUCCUCUGCCCGUCAAAUGACCCAAUCCCAAUAACAAUGUCCUGCGGCCGGUGCCUCGCAUUGCGGCAACAACGACGGCAACAGGACCUCCGGCGGCAGCAACAACAACCAGG
Drosophila santomea is the source of this 2187-nucleotide messenger RNA. RefSeq lists its product as uncharacterized. The annotation marks the transcript as partial. Gene Ontology annotation, biological process: regulation of cell cycle process; negative regulation of transcription by RNA polymerase II; neuron differentiation. Gene Ontology annotation, molecular function: DNA-binding transcription repressor activity, RNA polymerase II-specific; RNA polymerase II cis-regulatory region sequence-specific DNA binding. NCBI's taxonomy places the organism in Eukaryota, Metazoa, Arthropoda, Insecta, Diptera, Drosophilidae. The transcript has 3 exons. The record is from RefSeq and is a predicted model, not a curated record. Gene Ontology annotation, cellular component: transcription repressor complex; nucleus.